Messenger RNA from Penicillium argentinense, 1965 nucleotides. RefSeq lists its product as uncharacterized. Gene Ontology annotation, molecular function: DNA binding; DNA-binding transcription factor activity, RNA polymerase II-specific; zinc ion binding. The record is from RefSeq and is a predicted model, not a curated record. Gene Ontology annotation, biological process: regulation of DNA-templated transcription; DNA-templated transcription. NCBI's taxonomy places the organism in Eukaryota, Fungi, Ascomycota, Eurotiomycetes, Eurotiales, Aspergillaceae. The coding region runs from base 1 to 1965 and encodes 654 amino acids. The transcript is spliced from 2 exons.
AUGACCACUCCCGCGAAUGGAAGAGCCACGCGCUCGUCGCUCGCCUGCCUCCCCUGUCGCUCGCGACAUUUGAAAUGCGAUGGGAAGCGACCCUGCUGCAGCCGUUGCGCCGAAGCCGCGCAAGACUGUCACUAUGCGCGAUCGCGUCGCGGCGGGCUGGACCGAGCGGCGCUAGCAGAGCGUCGCAAACGACUUGCGGGGACGGGAAAUGUCAUGGCCACACUCGAUAAUAAUCCAAAUGUCCAGGGAGAUUCGGGGGCACCGACGCAACCUGCGCUGUUCGAUAUCUCCUCCUACCCCAUUGACGCCUCGGCGAGUCUCGCUGACGGCAGCUUGCUCGACGGGGUCAUUCUUAGCAAUGCAAUAUCCAAUAUCGACUCGCCGGGAUCAACGGCCUCCUUUCAAGUGACAAUGGAAAGCAUCGAGAAAGAUACAUUGAUCGAUUCGUAUUACAAGAGUUUCCAUAAGUUCCAUCCAUUUCUCCUACCGAGACGACACAUGAUCAGGCAUUACCAGGAUCCGAGCAAGCAAGCGAACCUCAGACCAUUGAUCGCGGCCAUGCGCUUGAUUGGAUACAUAUACAGCUUCCGGGAAUGGUCAGCCUCAUUGAAAGACCACGUGGAGACCUGUUUCGCUCAGGCAACCCUGUCAGAUCCAGUCAUGGCCCAGGGUCGCCUACUAUACUCGAUCGCCCUGUUUUGGUACGACCAUAAGAAUCACGCCAAGACGGAAAUCGACGCGGCCAUACGACUUGCCCUUGACCUGCAUCUUUUUCAGGAGGAAGUGUCGGCAGUAUACGGGGCCGAUGACCCGGUACUCAGGGAAAGCUGGCGACGAACCUGGUGGAUGUUGUACACGAUCGAUGCAUACUACGCGGGGACGCUGGGGACCAUGGAGUUUCAAGUCGUGGACGUGGAUGCAACCGUGGGGCUUCCUUGCGAAGAGCAGGAAUACGAGUCGGGGGUAGGUUGUCACACCUUUCUGCUGAGCGAAAUCCCAGCCUUUUCUCUUUUCACUGUCACGAACACACCACUGACCUCGCCGACUUCUUUGCAGGUGGUACCCGAUCCCAAGACCCUACAGGAUUUCGAUUGUCGGGAAUUUGCUGCCGAAGAUGCGGUAUUUUCAUCCUUCGCAUAUCUUGUUGGCGCUGUCAGAUGUGUUGCAUUGGCAAUAUCAACCGUUCCGAAACAUGCCGUUAAAGAGGAUUCGACACACGUAAUACAGGCCGCCGACUCUGCCCUGGAUGGGUGGCUUCUUUUGUUACCCAAAGAUCGCAAGCAAGUCCUGACAAAAACGGGCGAAAUUGAUGAGUUGAUGUUUCAAGCGCAUUUACUCAUACAUGUCGCAACUAUUGGCAUCCACCGUCCCCUUUCAGACCUCAAGUUCAACCCUGUUGAGGAUGUCUCCAGCUGCGCUCGACAACCACCCCCUGACACCCCCAUCCCGGAACUCGUGAACGUACAUACCGUCCGAGUGUUGCGAGCCGUAGAGGCACAGAUCCGUCUCCUGGCUUUACCCGUUCGACCAUUCCGUCAUACUCCAUUUACAACGUGCAUGAUCAGCGAAGGCACCUUGGCACUACUUUCUGCCUGUCAUUUCCUUCUGAAAGGCUCGAAGUUGGCGAUUGCGAGGGAUCAGAUACGAAUGACAAUCGGAUGUCUUAAGGCAUUGGGGGAAUAUUGGCCAAGAACCGCACGAAAUGUCCGGGAGAUCCAGACAAUCGCUCAUCACGUCUUACGACUUGGGUCCAGAAUUACGAGCAGCAACGAUACACCAAAGACUACCGACUUGCCACAACUCUCUGAUGGCGAUGGGCAGGGGAGUUUUGGAUCAGAAGGGGGAACAUCCAGUAAUGAUACUGACAUCCUUCCUCUACUCGGCUCUAUUGAUGAUCUUUGUGGAUGGUAUAAUAUUGGCGAUCUUGGGCCGGAUGUUCCAUGGGAGAUGGAAAGUAGUUUAUAA